Symbiodinium sp. CCMP2456 is the source of this 284-nucleotide messenger RNA. NCBI's taxonomy places the organism in Eukaryota, Dinophyceae, Suessiales, Symbiodiniaceae. The record is from the annotation of a GenBank genome assembly.
GUGAGCGAAGGCAGUGGGCAAGCAAGUUUGAACUCCUGGAGCGGCGCUACUCCCACACGGAGCAUUGCUCCAGCUGCUUGAAUGCCCUCCAUGCGGCGGAGACGCUGGGGAAGCUGGCUGAAGUGACAGUGCUUUUGGGCGUAUUGAGCAUCUCUUUGUUUCCAAACUUUGCGGGGCCCUUGGCGGCGCUGACGUUGCUGAGCUACAUGAUGAAGCAGGCUUGCAGCGGCCUGCAGCAGCAGCUCACGGUGGGAGAGUAUCCGCCUCCCAGAAACCAGCAGUGA